GGGAGAGAGAGAGAGAGAGAGAGAGAGAGAAGGAGGCUGGUACAAACUUCAGUCUGAGACGUUUCAUCUCUUGAGACACAAACUGUUCUCUCAUCAGUUCAGUGCUGAUCUGACUCUCUCAGUUCAACUGGACAAACUCCUCUGUUCCUUCAUCAUCGUCUAUUCAACUAUCUCUCUCUCUCUCUCUCUCUCUCUCUCUCUCUCUCUCUCUCUCUCUCUCUGCUGAGAAUCUGAAUCCCUCUCGACCUCGGUUGGGCUUUGGACACUUGUGGUUGUACCGCGGGACUCAAACUGGUGACUAAACAACAGCCGAAACAACUUGAAGAACCUUUUACAAACACAUCAUAAAGCAAACUUCUGCUGCCACCGGCUGCUGAGGAUCAGUGGAAGGGGAAAAAGGUGCCUUGCUCAACGGGACUUCAACAGCAGCUGCUGAGGAAGACGAGAGCACCGACUUUGCAGAGACUUUCUGUUCCAGUAGUUCUGCGGCUCCCUGCCUCUGCUUCUUAAAACAGGUGAAUCUGGUUCCUGAGUCCUGCUGAGAGAUCAUCGGUUGGGAAGUGAAAAAAGAAAACCUGUGCUGAUCUAUAAUCAAACAUGGCCGACUGGAGCCUACUGGGAAACUUCCUGGAGGAAGUACAGGAGCAUUCUACCUCUGUUGGCAAAGUGUGGCUGACCAUCCUGUUUAUCUUCCGCAUCCUGGUACUGGGCACGGCCGCUGAGUCGUCCUGGGGAGAUGAGCAGGAGGAUUUCAACUGCGACACCGAACAGCCAGGAUGUGAGAACGUGUGUUACGACCGAGCGUUCCCCAUCGCACACAUACGAUACUGGGUGCUCCAGAUCGUGUUUGUGUCCACGCCCAGUCUCAUCUACAUGGGCCACGCUAUGCACACCGUCCGCAGGGAGGAGAAGAGGAGGAGCCGGGAGGAUGAGGAGGAAGAUGAAAGUGAUGGAGACGAGGACCCGGGAGGGGGCGAAGGAGGAGGAAGAGAGAAGCACGGGGGUCGAGGAGAGAAGGACGACGAUAAGGACAAGAGAGACAGUCCGCUGACGGGUCGGGUUCGUCUGAGGGGAGCUCUGCUGCAGACGUACAUCCUGAGUAUUCUGAUACGAAGCGUCAUGGAGGUGGUGUUUCUGUGUCUCCAGUACUUCUUGUAUGGAAUCUUCCUUCAUCCUCUGUAUGUCUGCAAGGCGUGGCCAUGUCCUCACCCUGUGAACUGUUACGUGUCCCGACCGACAGAGAAGAACGUCUUCAUCGUGUUCAUGCUGGCGGUGUCGGCCGUCUCUCUGGCCCUCAGCGUGCUGGAGCUGCAUCACCUGGCGUGGAGACACUGCUGCAGGCAGAUGUACUACGCGAGGAAGGCCAUCACUCCAGCUAAGACCUCUCUGGCCCGACAGCUCUCUCUGUCUCCUCCACCGCCGUCACCCCCUCUUCCAGACUUCACCCAGUGUAUGAUCGGUUCCUCUCACUUCCUGCCGAUGCCCUUCCCAACCCACCGCCUGGCCAACCAACAGAACUCAGAGAACAUGGCCACGGAGAAGAACAAGAUAGCUGCCGCGGUGGAGGAGGUGAACCUGCUCCAGAUGAGCUGCUACUCGCCCGGGUGGCAGACGGCGAGCACACCUCAGAGCCAAGAUGGAGGCUACCUGAGGGCCAACACUGAAUGCUACGGCCCCGGGAGCAGGGACAUGAGCUGCCCUCAGACACAGAGCGGCGGGCCGGAGGGGCUGCUGCUCUGCUCCAACGGAGGGCUCUGCCAGAAAGACAGACGCAGGUUCAGUAAAACCAGCGGAACAAGCAGCCGGACGAGAGCGGACGACCUCUCUGUUUAGAGAACAGCAACUGAGACAGACAAAUUCAACUACUCAUAAAAACAACAGAUAUAUUUUACCCUUUUUAACCUGCUGCCAUGCUGAUCAUACACUAGCUUCUCAACCAAAACAGCUGGAGGAGUCAGAACCUUCCUGUUUCAACAUGAACAUGUUUGCAUGAAGUUUUUCUACUAUUGGACCUUGUGCUGCCAUCGAAGUCCGAGACAAACCUGAAACCAAACAGAAACCUACAGAUGUUUGACAGAAGAAACAUUAAGAUUGUUUCUAACAAUGUGCACAGACUUGGACGACCUGGAAAAUAUGAAAAUCAACAGGUUGAGAUCCUGGAUGGAGACUGUGGACAAGAUGAGACACAUGAUUCCUCCUCCUUCUCUACCCAAAUGUCGUCAUUGGGAAACAUACAAGUGACUUAAUCUGAAGACCUAGGUUUUGAACAUCACCCACAGUGUUUGACUUGAUCUGCUCAUUGUCUGCACCAGCGGAGCCAGACUGGGACAGACCUGGUCCAACCAGAUCUCCAGUGUUAAAGAACCACAGAAAACUCUAAUGUCAGUAAGUUGGUCAUUACAGAAAGUGAGAUUUAAACUGGGCUGUAAUCACGAUCAACCAUCAGGUGCUGUGGUCUCCUGAUAUUUCCCUGAAGCAAAGCUGCUCUGCUGCGUCAUUUACCUGAGAAGAAUCAUAUGAUUCAUGAGAAAGGCUUCUGGACACAUGUUAAUAUCUAGAGUUACGUCCUCAUCACAAUCUAAGUAAAGCCUAUUAAAUGUUUAAAGGAUUUUCCAAGAGGCAUCGCUGGUGCUGUAAAGCAAACUGUUAUUUCUUGGCUGUUCUGUUAAAUCUGAUUGGUUAACUGCUGAUGAAGGUUAAUAUUGAGCCUCACAACAUUGUUUGACCCAUGUGAGCUGGGAAAUGACGCAGCACCAGAGGAACUGGCAGAAAUCGGACUGUUUUCGAUCACCGCUGACUAAUUUAAAGUUCUCCAGUGAAGCAGCAGGAACUCAAGUGAUGUUAUUUUGAAUUGGCGCUAAUGGUGGGAUCGCUAUCAGACAAGAGACUUAUCAUAACUUUUUACAUCAUAGUAUUAUCAUUGUUCAGCCCCACUGGAUCAGUGGAUAUGAAUAUGAAUCACAAAAACUAUAAUAUUCCUUCAGUUUUUAAGAGAUUCCGUGUAAAUGUGCGACGUUGUUUUGUGACAGUUUUGAUGAUAACAGUGAAUUUCUUCUUUACUGUACUAUAUUCAUUUAUCUUUAUGUCACUGAACACAUCACUGAAGGAUUUGUUUUCAUGUUGCAAUAUUUACAAGAACUUUAUUACUAUGAAUCACGACUUUAAAUCGUUGGGUAUUUCCUAUAUUGUGGUUUUAUAUUUAUUAUUCUACUCAAAUAAUGAGAAUGUGUUUAUGUUUAAUAAGCUUUGCAGAUAAAAUUAUUCAAAAAAAAGUG
Messenger RNA from Pleuronectes platessa (European plaice), 3275 nucleotides. RefSeq names its product gap junction alpha-5 protein. Bases 598 to 1833 code for a protein of 411 amino acids. Gene Ontology annotation, cellular component: connexin complex. The record is from RefSeq and is a predicted model, not a curated record. Gene Ontology annotation, biological process: cell communication. The transcript has 7 exons. Lineage: Eukaryota; Metazoa; Chordata; Actinopteri; Pleuronectiformes; Pleuronectidae.